AUGGGCAGCUGCUGCUGCUGCUGCCAUGCUUCCAGGACUGUAGAACUCAACCCUUCACCACCAUUCUAUCAUUAUCCAAGAGUGUCAGAGGUGCAUGAACCACUGUCAUCUCACCAUGAAACAGUUUCUGCUCUCUCUACAGGGCUUUUGGUUGAUACCAAUCUAGAUACCUCUGUCCUGGACACUUAUAGGCCGCCUCCUGCACCAAUACCUUAUGAUACACAUGUAGCACGCCCUCGUACUCUAUCACGGGAUCGAGAAAGUUCUGGAAGCAAGAGCGAGCCGGCUGUGGAGACCACAAAUACAGAAUCUGUUGAGGAAACUAACUCUGGCAGCACUUUGGACACAAAAGUCAAAAGUUCAGACUCUGACGAGAAGGUGCAAUUUAGUAUUGAACUGAAAGAGUCAGAAGAAGUAAAAAAUGAAGACGAUCUUAAGAAGUCCAGUGAACGUCUCGUUUCAUCUCCACUGGAUGAGGAGGAUGUUUGUCCCAUCUGUCUUGAAGAAUAUGAUGCAGAGAAUCCAAAACUCAUCACAAAAUGUGAUCAUCAUUUUCACCUUGCUUGUAUUCUCGAGUGGAUGGAAAGAAGUGAUACUUGUCCCAUGUGUGAUCAGGAAACAGUAUUCAGACCUCCUAUUGAUGUGUAG
Fraxinus pennsylvanica is the source of this 648-nucleotide messenger RNA. Lineage: Eukaryota; Viridiplantae; Streptophyta; Magnoliopsida; Lamiales; Oleaceae. The record is from the annotation of a GenBank genome assembly.